AUGCCUUCUCCAGCGGCGAUAUGCCUGCGCUUUGCCAGGCGUGCUUCGUUCAACCAGAGCAAGCACCAAAUUUUGCUUGCGCGGACCUUCUCGAGUAGUCUUCGUCGGUCCGAGAUCAACAAGGUGGUCUCGUCAGCCGACCUCGCCAUAAAAGAUAUGAAGUCCAACUCAACCUUACUCGCCGGUGGAUUCGGUCUCUCAGGCGUGCCAGACACUCUGAUCAACGCAGUGAAAAAUAACCCCUCAAUAACGGGAUUGACAGCGGUUAGCAACAACGCCGGUGUCGACGGUGCUGGUCUAGGUUUGCUGUUGCAGUCGAAGCAGAUCAAGAAGAUGAUCGCCAGUUACGUCGGAGAGAACAAGACCUUUGAGCGCAUGUACCUCGGUGGUGAAAUCGAGCUCGAGUUGACACCUCAGGGAACCCUGGCUGAGCGAUGCCGAGCUGGUGGUGCCGGUAUUCCGGCCUUCUACACACCCGCUGCUUUCGGCACAGUCGUACAAACUGGAGAGCUACCACUAAAGCAUAAUUCCGAUGGCACCGUCGCCCUCUAUGGUCAGCCUCGCGAUGUCAAGGUCUUUGACGGAAAGAGCUACGUGAUGGAGGAGUCUAUCAAGGGAGACUAUGCCUUUGUCAAGGCCUGGAAGGCCGAUAAGCUCGGUAACUGCCAGUUCCGCUAUGCGGCCGCCAACUUCAACGGUGCCAUGGGUCGCAACGCGAAGACAACAAUCGUCGAGGCAGAGCACAUUGUUGAGGUGGGCGAGAUUGACCCCGCCGCUAUUCACCUGCCGGGUAUCUACGUGAAGCGCGUCAUUCAGAGCACAACGCCUAAGAACAUUGAAAAAUACACUUUCGCAAAAGAGGAGGGCGAGGAUACCGCUGCCUUGGGCAAGGGUGACACUGCUGCGAAGCGUGAGCGCAUCGUCCGACGUGCAGCCAAGGAGUUCAAGAACGGGAUGUAUGCCAACUUGGGAAUUGGCAUGCCCAUGCUAGCGCCAAACUUCGUUGACCCUUCAGUGGAAGUGCAGCUGCAGUCUGAGAAUGGUAUUCUCGGAUUGGGCCCCUACCCCAAGAAGGGCCAGGAAGAUGCCGAUCUUAUCAACGCAGGCAAGGAAACUGUGACGCUUGCUCCUGGUGCCGCGGUCUUUGGCAGUGAUGAAUCCUUCGGUAUGAUCCGAUCUGGUCGGAUUGAUCUUACUAUCCUCGGUGCCAUGCAAGUGAGCGCUAAGGGAGACCUCGCUAACUGGAUGCUCCCCGGUAAGAUCAAAGGCUUCGGCGGCGCCAUGGACCUCGUCUCCAACCCUGCUGCCACAAAGGUCGUUGUGACCAUGGAGCACACGGAUAAGAAGGGCAACCCCAAGAUUGUCAAGCAGUGCGAGUUCCCUCUCACGGGCAGGACUUGCGUUAGCCGUAUCAUCACCGAGCUCUGCGUUUUCGACGUCGACUUCACAAACGGACUCACCCUAAUUGAGCUGGCAGAUGGCGUUACUGUUGACGAGGUCCGCUCCAAGACAGAGGCACCAUUCAAGGUUGCUGAUGAUGUAAAGCCUAUGCUGUAA
Aspergillus calidoustus is the source of this 1557-nucleotide messenger RNA. The record is from the annotation of a GenBank genome assembly. Lineage: Eukaryota; Fungi; Ascomycota; Eurotiomycetes; Eurotiales; Aspergillaceae.